AUGCCUGGACGAGACGAGAAGGAAACUUGCCCAAAGCUGGAACUUCAACCAGACACCCCCGGCAACGAGCUCGCACCGCAAGUCCGUUUUGAACGCAUCAAUGGUGUUGCGCGUUGUGUGGUAGGAUAUUCGGGAGGUGUUACAGCAGACCCAACCUACCGUUCCAUUCAAGAUCAUACGGAAGCCUUAUUGGUCGAGUUUGAUCCCAAGGUCUUGACCUAUGAAGACUUGGUCCUCUCCUGGACUCAAAUGCACCAACCAGUCUCCAAAGGAAGGUGUCAGUACCGUUCAGCGUUGUGGUAUUGGAACGAAGAACAAAAGGAAGUCGCAGAAGAAGUGGUCAAGCAAUGGAAGGCAGGCAGUCGCAAUGAAUUGUAUGCGGAUGUGGAUCCGGUGACAGAAUUUUAUCGUGCCGAAGAAUAUCAUCAACACUUUAUGGGCAAAGUAGGUAGACGAUAG
Cylindrotheca closterium is the source of this 459-nucleotide messenger RNA. NCBI's taxonomy places the organism in Eukaryota, Bacillariophyta, Bacillariophyceae, Bacillariales, Bacillariaceae. The record is from the annotation of a GenBank genome assembly.